UCCAAGGCUGGGACAGAAAUCAUGCCCGUGACUCUGGGUUAUUGGGAUAUCCGUGGACUGGGCCACGCCAUCCGCCUGCUCCUGGAAUACACAGAGACAAGCUAUGAAGAGAAGAGAUACACCAUGGGCGACGCUCCUGAUUAUGACCGGAGCCAGUGGCUGAAUGAGAAGUUCAAGCUGGGCCUGGACUUCCCCAAUCUGCCCUACUUAAUUGAUGGGCCCCACAAGGUCACCCAGAGCAACGCCAUCCUGCGCUACCUUGGCCGCAAGCACAACCUGUGUGGGGAGACAGAGGAGGAGAGGAUUCGUGUGGACAUUGUGGAGAAACAGGUUAUGGACACCCGCAUUCAGAUGGGCACACUCUGUUACAGCCCUGACUUUGAGAAACGGAAGCCAGAGUUCUUGAAGGGCCUCCCAGAUCACUUGAAGCUCUACUCAGAGUUCCUGGGCAAGCGGGCAUGGUUUGCAGGGGACAAGGUCACCUUUGCAGAUUUCCUCGUCUAUGAUGUCCUUGACCAGCACCAAAUGUUUGAGCCCAAGUGCCUGGAUGCAUUUCCAAACCUGAAGGACUUUGUAGCCCGCUUUGAGGGCCUGAAGAAAAUCUCUGCCUACAUGAAGACCAACCGCUUCCUCCCAAGCCCUGUGUACUUAAAACAGGCCACGUGGGGUAACAAGUAGGACCCUGCACUGCUGGUACUGGUAGGGAAGACCUGUCAGUGCCCCCAGCAUCCUGGACACUGACUAGGCUGCAACUAGCUUCCAGUAACUUCUUUCCCUCCCAUUUCCCCCUCCGUCUUUUCAUACCCUUUCCCCUGUUUUUCACUCAAGCCUCCUUCUUGGCAAAGUCCCUUUCUUCCCUUGUUUCUGUCAUGUUUCUUCUCAGACAACCUCACUGUGCUUUGAGCAACUCAUUUGAUGCCUUUACCCACCCCCCACUGUUGCGGAAAGAUCUAUACUGCCUGGAAUGCAGGCUCGGUCUCCAGAGUGGGAUAGCCCAGCCUCGAUUGAUCUCCAGUAAAGUAUGAGCCACA
Phodopus roborovskii (desert hamster) is the source of this 1031-nucleotide messenger RNA. Its product is annotated as glutathione S-transferase Mu 6. Gene Ontology annotation, molecular function: glutathione transferase activity. Gene Ontology annotation, biological process: glutathione metabolic process. The transcript is spliced from 8 exons. Lineage: Eukaryota; Metazoa; Chordata; Mammalia; Rodentia; Cricetidae. The record is from RefSeq and is a predicted model, not a curated record. The coding region runs from base 22 to 678 and encodes 218 amino acids.